UUAGUUUGAAUUUUUACGGUAUUAUAUUGUGAUUUUUUGCUGGCCAUAUUCGUCAUGGAUAAAGAAGAUGGAAAUGAUGAGAAAUUGAAAAUUAUAAAUAGAAAAAGAAAGUAUAAUGUUUCUAAAAAGUUCAUUUGUUCAUCUGUACCUUACUUUGAGAAAAUGUUUUGUUGUGAUUUAUUGGAAUCUAAAAGAAGCAAAGUGGAACUAGAUUUUGAUGAACAUGUUUUCGAUGCUAUCCUCGAUUGGAUUCAUUCUGAUUCAUUCUUUAUCCAAAUGGAAUAUGUUAUAAGUUUUUAUGAAGCAGCUGAUUACUUGAUGAUAAAUGAGCGCUUAUUGGAACCGUGUCUUACUUACUUCCACGAAAAUUUCACCAUUGAUCACCUCACAGUUGUGCUACCUCAAGUUACCAAAGUGUCUAAAAUCUUAACUUCUGGAUCUCUUAACAACAUAAUUUGUCGCUAUUUCUUGCUAAUCGCCAAUACGGAUAUUUUCUUGGAUUAUCCCGUUGAGGUAGUUGAAGCUAUUCUGAAAUUAGAUUUGAUGGUUCACUCUGAAUAUCAAAUUUUUGAAUCAAUCAUGAAAUGGGCGAAUGAAUAUGUCAAAUCUCGAAAAGAACUACUUCCACGAUUAUUGAGCUGUGUUCGUUGGUCUUUCAUUAAUUCUGAUGAUAUUUGUAAGAUAAAGGCUAAUGAAUUAAUAAAGGGGUUGCCGAAUUUCGAUGUAAUUAUUUCAUCUAGUGUUGAAUGGGGAUUCAAUCGCAGCAAACAAAACUUCUUUGUUUCUAUUCAUCAAAGAGAUGCAUCAACACUAAGAAUAAAAGCGUUUGAUGAUGACUUUUUUUGUUUUACGAUUGGUGAUUUUACUCAAGACGAUUCAAUGUCACUUAAAUUCAUUCAUGGAGAACACAUUUCAGAUAUUUUAUUUGAUUCAGGAACAAAAGGAGUUCGAAUUGAUUGGAUUGUGAAGACAUUUCGUUGGCUUGACUUCCAAGUUAUGGGUAAAACGUACUACAGUAACUUAAUUAAAUUCCUUGUAGAGUUUUCAGAUGAUCUCAGUGGUUAUUCCUGCUGUUUAGACGACAAAGAUGUGGAAAUUUCUUUUCCGCUUGCCGACGAAGAAAAUCUACUUCUAGAAUCUAAUGGUAAAUUCAUUACAAUUGGUAAAACUAAAGACGAAAAGAAGUGGUUUGGUCUUUUUCCAGUUAGUGCUCCAAGUUGGUUCAAUUAUUUUGCAGAUCACAAACAUUCAUUCCAUGCCACUGUUUUGAGCGAUACUGUUUACAUGCUGACAAAGGAUCUCGAAUUUAUUCGAUUUGAUCGAGAAACUAAAUGUUUCGACAAGAGUGAACCAUUCAAAGACGAAAAAUGGGAUUUCAAUGAUUUAAUCUUGACUUCUCACCAAACAAACGAUGACAAAGUUAUUUUGGUCAACAAGAGAUCUGGAAAAGUGCAUAUUUUUUGUCUCGAUGAGGAUGAAUGGAUUGAAAAAUAUUGUAUCAUGAAUGUAAACUUUUGUUCCAACAAUUCUGGUUCUUCGAUUGCUAAGUUGAUUGCUUUCACUUCUACAUUUUUACCAAUGAAAGCUAUUGAACCUUUGUAUGAGCAUAGCGCUGAUUGACUCUGAGCAACCAUAUGUACUAUACUAUUGCAACUAUGUACCAUAGCUAAAGGGUUCAAAUUGUGAAUGCCAGCAUUCUCAUUAAAAUGUAUUUAUACAUUUUGUCAGUCAUAAAAGAUAGCUGAUAUCCACGAUUACGGAAUCUACACCGAUCUAACUCUUCCAUUUCAACUG
Messenger RNA from Tetranychus urticae (two-spotted spider mite), 1794 nucleotides. RefSeq lists its product as uncharacterized. Lineage: Eukaryota; Metazoa; Arthropoda; Arachnida; Trombidiformes; Tetranychidae. The record is from RefSeq and is a predicted model, not a curated record. Gene Ontology annotation, molecular function: protein binding.